Paraphaeosphaeria sporulosa is the source of this 1197-nucleotide messenger RNA. RefSeq names its product alpha/beta-hydrolase. The transcript has 3 exons. The coding region runs from base 1 to 1197 and encodes 398 amino acids. NCBI's taxonomy places the organism in Eukaryota, Fungi, Ascomycota, Dothideomycetes, Pleosporales, Didymosphaeriaceae. The record is from RefSeq and is a predicted model, not a curated record.
AUGACGCCCAUCGUUCCAGACUUCGCUCGCCAUUCGCGCACAUACUUGUUUGUGGGCGCGGCAGCUCUUGGUACCUUGGUAUUUCUCAAGUCAAUAGGAACCUCUACCAUUCCGACUGGACCGCAUAUAAUCCCUUCGCCGAAAGACACUCUGUUGCCAAAUCUUACGGCUGAAGAAGUAAAUCAAUUGCCAUAUCCACCAGACCCGUUGCCCGGACGAAGAGAUGUCAGCUCAGCCUUGGGUGAUACCCGCGUUUACGAGUGGGGUCCGGAAGAUGGACGUAGGGUGAUACUCAUUCACGGCAUCUCGACACCAAGCAUAGCACUGGCCAACAUUGCUCAAAAAUUGGUCGACAGAGAAUGCCGCGUGAUGCUAUUUGACCUCUUCGGCCGCGGCUACUCCUCCACCGUCACCCCCUACACCCACCCGCACACCACCCUCCUUUACCUCGCCCAACUCUCCAGCUGCAUCGCCUCCUCGCCCCUCCCCUGGACCUCCUUCACCCUAAUCGGCUACUCCCUCGGCGGUGCCCUCGCAGCAGACAUCGCCUCCCGCAUCCCCAGCUCCAUCGAAAACCUCAUUCUCAUCGCCCCUGGUGGCCUCAUCCGCUCCUCCCACAUCAACUGGAGAUCCCGCCUGCUGUACUCCUCGCAUGGGAUCCUCCCCGAGUGGCUCAUCGAACAACUCGUAGCGCGCCGGCUGUGGACGGGGCCGGAGACGGUGGCGCAUCCCGAGCCGGAAAAAGACGUCGCGCAGCUGAGCGGGGAGAUUGAGGAGCCGCGAGGCGGGCUGAGGUCGGCCGCGGUGUACACGACGAGCCAUCACCGGCUGCUGCCAGACUACGAAAAUAGUACGGCGGCGAAGGUCGUGGACUGGCAGAUUCUGCAUCACAGGGGGUUUAUCCCAUCUUUUGUGUCGGCGAUACGAAAUGCGCCGAUCCACGGGCAGCAGGCGCGGUGGGGGAUUUUGAGGAGCAAUAUUGAGACGGAGGUGGGCGGGGUGAGGAAGGUGUUUUUGGUACUGGGCGAGACGGAUCCGAUUAUUGUCGCGGAAGAGCUAGUAGAGGAUGCGAUAGAUGUGCUAGGCAGGGAAAAUGUGGAGGUGAGGAUUGUCAAGGGGGUGGGGCAUGAAGUUGCGAUUUCGAAUGCAGAGGAUGUUGUUGGGGCGGUGGAAGAGGCCUUUGCGAGUCAAGGCUAG